ACAACAACAACUCUUGAAGAUUGAUAAUCAAAAUAAACAAAAGAAAAUUAUUGUGAAGUUCGAAGGUUUUGUCUCGAUUUAUUUCUAUUUUCCCUCUGGAGAUCCAAAAUGAAAGUUCAUUUCUGCAGUGCAUUCAUUUGUCCGUAAGAUUCACUCACAAUUCAGGACUGUGUGCAAUCUGAACAUAAUGAGUAAACGCAAAGCAUCUGUCUCAACUGAAGAGCUUGCUCGCCAAGAGAAUGUCUCUACAGAUAAGCGUGAAAAGCAAAGUACGGAGCCCAAAGUUACACUAACAGAAAACGAGGAAAGAGUCCUCAGGCUGGUUCAGAAAGGAGGUUCAAAAGGAAUCUCAGACAAUGACAUCACAAAAACAUACCCAGGCCUGUCUCCACAAGAUCAUGUCUUGAUAAUCAAUAAACUGGUUGCGAGUGGGCAAGUUGACAUUUUCAAGCAAAAAGGAAAUCUCAUGUACAAAAUAAAGGACAACUCACAAACAAGUCAAUUAAAAGGAGCCAACAUUGAAGAGAAAACUGUUUUUACCAUCAUAAAAGAAGCUGGUAAUAAAGGUAUUUGGAUUCGAGACAUCAGAAUCAAGUCCAACUUGAUUCUAACACAACUGAACAAAAUCCUGAAAUCGUUGGAAGGAAAAAAGAUGAUCAAGGCCGUAAAUUCUGUAUCAGCAAGCAAGAAAAAGGUUUAUAUGGUCUACGAUUUGGAGCCUGAUGGCUCGAUCACAGGUGGCGCGUGGUAUUGUGAUCAAGAUUUCGAAUCAGAAUUUGUCGAUGUCCUGAAUCAGCAAUGUUAUCGGUAUCUACGAAUGAAACGAGAACAGAUUGGAGACAAGCUACUUACCUAUGGGCCGGUAGAAGCGCAGAACAUGGCGUCUGCCACAGUUAAAGAUGUUUUGAAUUUCAUAACUGAAUUAGGCAUCAGUAAGAUCAACCUCUCAGAAGAAGAUAUCAAAACAAUCCUAGAAACGCUUUAUUAUGACGGGAAAAUAGAGAAGGAUCUCUUACCGAAUGGAAGUUACAGCUACCGUGCUGUUGAACUAUUGAUCUCAGCUCCAGGAUUUGUGAAAAUGCCAUGCGGAAUUUGUCCAGUGAUUAGAAAGUGCAGCAAUACCGAGGGUCUCAUCAGACCAAAGAAUUGUUCAUAUCUAACAUCGUGGUUAGAUAAGAAUGUGGACUUUUGAGUUCAAUGGAAAAAAGCUUUGAAAAGCCUUUAAGAAUUUUAAUGAACCAUACGUAAAUGUAUGGUUGCCAGAACUAGUCCAACAAAGAGCAAUACCAGCUUCAAGCGCGUGAGAAGGAUUUGUCUCAUCCUGAGUCUCGAUUCCAAGAAAAUUCAUAAACAAAACCAGUUUGUGCAUAAUCCGAACAAAAUUUCAGGAGAAUCCCACCAAAUUUUCUUAACUGCUAUGUGUAAUGCACUCACAACUUUUUCUUAAUAUCAGUUGUAGUCCUAUGAAAAUAUUUCCACUAGGCGGUGACAUAUUUUUUCAAUUAAGGUUCUAAUAACUUUUAGAAUAUCUAUCCGAUAGCAUUGCAAGAUGUGAUGGCUACCUAAUAAUUUUGCUACUCUCUCAGCUGAUAGAAAGGUGCCUGGCUCCCCUUUCAAUGGAUGCAAUUCUAGCAAUGUCCUAAGUGUUUUGUUCUGUGAUUUGAACUUAGUUAAUUUUUGUUUCUCUUCUUGAAGUUGGAAACUAAGUAGGGAUUUUAUUAGAAGCAAAGUGGGCACUAGCACAAUAUAGCUGUGGACUAGUCUUACGCAGUGGGAAUUCAAGUUGCCAUGUAUUCUUAUGGGGAAAUCCCAUUUUUCUAUGCACAAGUUUUGCUCGUGAGAGGAGAAAUGAAAGGUUUUUAUGGAUGAAAUAUAUUUACAGCUGGUAACUUGUGUCUCAAUUUUCAGGGUGUCCCUCUAGGAAAGUUAUGGUGAGAAUGAUCAUUAUGCAAGGUUGCCAGGUUAAUCAAGGAAAAUCUGCACUUUUUAUAUGAGUUUAAAUGGGGGAAAAGUGCUGACUGAACUCAGCACUAUCUGGCAAGAAUGUCAUCCUGCCAGCAACAUUCAUAUUUUCAGAUAGCAUGAUAGUUGAAUAAAUGCAUUUGUUAAAAACGGAAGCCUUUCCAAACCAUAUAGUCUCAAUUCAGUGUAAAGGAAACGUAUCAAGACACAUAACUUAGACUUGUUUCAAAAUUAUGUUGUACGUACCAUGCAGGUACUUUAGCCGGGUAAUCUACCUAUUUUAUACCGGUAUUAUAUUUCACACUUAUCGGGUGCCUCUUGGAGUCUUGAAUCCAUAACACCCAAUUGAUCACAUUAUUUUCUUCAUCAUGUGACAUCCUAUAAUAUUUCUUCAUCUUCAAUUUUAAUCUGAUCUCAUACUAGGAAAAUUUGUUAUCUUUAAUUUAAAUCAUAAUGUUUGAGGUAGUUUGUUACCUCACUCAAGCCUGUCCACGUUUUUUUAUAAUUAUUUUGGUGGCCAAAGUGCAAAACCACAUAUCCCCAUUGCGGUGUUUCUAUAUUUCCGCUCUUAUUUUAUCUAUUUGAGAAGAAAAAAGCCUACUUUACAGCUUGAAACUUUUACAGAAUGUUCUACCAACAAAGAAAAAAAAUCAAGGGAGUUUUUAAGAAAUUAUGUUGGCUAGUUUUCCAAAGGAAAUAUAAUGUAUGACAGGAAGUUUGCAAUGUCACAAAUGGAGAUAAGUGGUUUCGUACUUUGGCCAUUGAUCUGCUUUUCUAUCUUUCUAAGUAAGUGACAAUAUUGAAGAAUAUCUUAGAUGAAGGAGGUUAAUGACAGUUUUUAAAAAAUUGGGGUAUGUAUCACUCAUUUUGUGUAAUCUGUGUGAAAAAAAUUGAAUUCUGAGCUCAGUUCUUCAUUUCAAGUUUGUGGUCGAAAUUCAUUUAAAGUCACAAGCUUUCUCGUGAUAUUUCAUUUUUUUUUCAACUCUCUCUGGUAAUUACAAGAUUGUCGUUGACCUCCUUCGUUCAAAUUUAUCCUUCUUUUCUUAAUUUGAUAGACGUACUGUAUUUUCAAUGAGCUCAAACAAGUCCGCAGCUCUCCUUACCACUCAUUUAGCAAAUAAGAUUGUCAUGGAAUCGGUACAUUUUACAACCUUUCUCAGUUUUUCCUUCGACCGUGCUAGAAUUUUAGCCCCGUUUGGUACAAUUUUAAUUGUGCCCUUUUAGUCUUGUUUUAGUAAGUGUUAAUUCAUUUAAACUCAUAACCUUUGUGGAAAAGUGUCUAGUGUUGCACACUAAGUUACGGUUUCGAACAAAAAAGGAACUUGGUAUUUUUCUCCCUCCUCUUUUCAAAUUUAAACAAAAAACUAUACUAUGUGGUUCCUUAUUCUUUUUUAGCAUCGAAUUACAGUCCUUUUGUGCUCCCGGUUUAGCAGUUAGAACGAAACAAAUGUGACCCAAAUCUGUUUUAAAAGGUAGUUGCACACCCAGAGGGAAAGUGUACCUGAUGAAGAAGAUCAGUAAUGAUUUGUUUUCCAAUGUAAUAACAAUGGUUUUUUUAUUUUAUUGCGGUCAAGGAAAGGGUUUCAACUUUUCUUUAAAUAAGAUUGUGUCGAAGGUGAUGAAUGUAAAUACAGGUCAACAUUUUAAAGACAAAAAAUUUUAGUAAAUAAUGUUUUUUUUUUUUUUUUUUUUUUUUAAUGAAAAUAUUUGUAUUGUUAGUGAUGAAUCCAGACAAGCGCCCAGAAAUGCGCAUUGAGCUGGCUCUCAUCCCCAGAAGAUGAAAAAAAUGUGCUUCAUGUUUUUAAUUUCUAACGACUAUUCGUAAGAAAAACUCAAAGGUCCUAUCAGUUUUUAUCAGCUUUUAUCAAUUCUAUUUAUUUUUUACACGCUGGAUACGGCAAUGGCUGCACGAUCAGGACUUAUGCCUCAGUUAAAGGAAGAUAAAGAGGAAAAAGUAAUAAUUCUGUAAAAAUAUUAAUCAAUUUAUUACUUAAUUUUUCAUUUUUGAUCUCGUACUUGUGUUGUGAGAAACCUCAUUUAAAAUAUGUUGAAGACCUACGGUGUUGGUAAUGAAAAAUUUAAGAUAAUUAAAGCACAGUGAACAAACUAAAAAUUUUAGAAUUCAACUGGCUUAUAAGAGAGAGAGUGGAUCUGCUGAGAUAAGUACGCCAAGAUGUUCCUGCCUAUGCAUUUUUAUUUUAACCACACUGAGUCGCCAACGGUAUUCUAAAAUCAAGGUUUCACAGCAUUUGGCAUGUGUAUACCAAGAUAUCAUUUGCAGUUUUUGUAUGUUGAUUCAACUUCUUGCUCUCUAAAAAAAUCUGGAAUUCUGGUAUGGGUAGUAAGAUAUAUUUGUUAGUUAAGUUUGUAAUUUUAAGAUUUUACAACUUGGUGUACACGUGCAGAAUUCCAGCAAACCAAAUUAAUGCAAAUUCAAUUUACCUUUUUGUGGGACGAGAAAAAAUGUAGGGGAGUAACUCGUGAAAAAAAAGCAUCACUGCAUUAUCCACUUGCUUUAUUGUACAAAAUUAAAUGGUGCACCAUGCUGUCUAAACUUAUCAAAGUUAGGAAUUUCACCGGCUUUUAACUUUGUAUCAGCUUACGAAUAAAACUUCAUUUGAAUUUU
Bemisia tabaci is the source of this 4588-nucleotide messenger RNA. Its product is annotated as DNA-directed RNA polymerase III subunit RPC6. NCBI's taxonomy places the organism in Eukaryota, Metazoa, Arthropoda, Insecta, Hemiptera, Aleyrodidae. The record is from RefSeq and is a predicted model, not a curated record. Gene Ontology annotation, biological process: transcription by RNA polymerase III. Gene Ontology annotation, cellular component: RNA polymerase III complex.